Molecule: messenger RNA, 481 nt
Organism: Mesitornis unicolor (brown roatelo)
Lineage: Eukaryota; Metazoa; Chordata; Aves; Mesitornithiformes; Mesitornithidae
Product: matrilysin-like
Exons: 3
Biological process (GO): extracellular matrix organization; proteolysis; collagen catabolic process
Cellular component (GO): extracellular matrix
Molecular function (GO): metalloendopeptidase activity; zinc ion binding
Source: RefSeq, a predicted model, not a curated record
AUGCAAUACCUGCUACUUUGUGCUGCUAUCCUCCUACCUGAGAGUCUUGCUUUUCCAGCACUACUUAAACCAGAACCAUUCAGCAACACAGGCCUUGAGAUUGUAAAGGCAUAUCUUGAUAAAUUCUUCCCAAUUCUUUCAAAAACACCAAUCUUAAGCUUAGAAGAGAGGAUUAAAGAAAUGCAGAGGUUUUACCACCUGACCAUAACUGGAAAAUUAAAUGCAGAAACAGAACAAAUAAUGAAAAUGCCCAGAUGUGGACUUCCUGACAUAGCAGAUUACAGAAUAUUUCCUGGAACUCCAAGAUGGAAAAAAACACAUUUGACUUACAAGAUUGUCCAUUAUACAUCUGAUUUAUCCCAAAAGAAAGUAGAUUAUGCAAUUAGGAGGGCUUUUAUGGUAUGGAGUGAUGUGACUCCACUGCGGUUCGAAAGAGUAUUCAAGGGACAUGCAGACAUUGUGAUUGGAUUUGCACGUCGUG